Messenger RNA from Trichobilharzia regenti, 441 nucleotides. The record is from the annotation of a GenBank genome assembly. NCBI's taxonomy places the organism in Eukaryota, Metazoa, Platyhelminthes, Trematoda, Strigeidida, Schistosomatidae.
AUGAGUGAAUCACAAGCCAGACAGAAUUUCACCAAGGAAUGUGAAGAAGCGCUGAACAAACAGAUCAACAUGGAAUUGCAGGCUGCAUACGAAUACAUGGCUUUCUCCACCUACUUCGAUCGAGAUGAUGUCGCCCUCCCCAAUGCAGCUGAAUUCUUCCGAAACGCGUCACUCGAGGAACGUGAGCACGCUGAGAAAUUGGCCAAGUAUGUGGUUAAGCGUGGUGGUCGUGUUGACUACAGUGACAUCAAGGCUCCAUGUAAGACGGAGUUCACGGGUGUGGAGGAUGCGAUGAACACAGCUCUUGCAAUGGAGAAGGCAGUGAAUGAGGUGAGUGAAUCACUCCGCGAUACUCUUGAUGAUGUUGAUGUUGUUGAUUUGUUUUUGGUUUAUUUUUUUUUUUUUGGUGGUGGUGGUCAUUUUGUUGAUCCAUCCACUUGA